Molecule: messenger RNA, 411 nt
Organism: Naegleria lovaniensis
Lineage: Eukaryota; Heterolobosea; Eutetramitea; Acrasida; Naegleriidae
Exons: 1
Coding region: 1-411 (136 amino acids)
Source: RefSeq, a predicted model, not a curated record
AUGUCCACACCAAGCAACGUCCCAUCCUACUCGGAUUUCAAAUCCUCUUUCACAUGCACCAAAUGCAACGCUUUCAAUCCAUCACAAGACAUUCGUACCUCUCAUACUGGAGCUAUUCAUCGUGUGUGUUCGAGUUGCCAUUCAACCAAUGAUUUGUAUUAUCCUGCAACAGAUAUUGUCAUUGACUAUACCUAUGUCUCAACCUGCCAUCCUCAGUGUUCAUGCACUCAAUUCACUCCAACCUCUCCUGGAGAUAUCAUGUGUACUUGUGGACAUUUGGGAAGUUAUCACGGAAUGAAACAAGUUCCUUCUCAAUAUAAACAUUUGAAAGCAAAAGUGAAAGUGAGUGAAUUGAAGAGUAUCAAUCAGACUGAACUUUCUUUUGAUUUGUCUCAAUGUGAAGCCUUUUAA